Molecule: messenger RNA, 5175 nt
Organism: Cydia pomonella (codling moth)
Lineage: Eukaryota; Metazoa; Arthropoda; Insecta; Lepidoptera; Tortricidae
Exons: 1
Coding region: 1-5175 (1724 amino acids)
Biological process (GO): DNA integration
Molecular function (GO): nucleic acid binding
Source: RefSeq, a predicted model, not a curated record
AUGUCAACAGCCGAGAAACUUAUAAGUCUUAUAACACUUCAACAAGACAGCUUAGAAACAACAGAAAAGGCCCACGUUAAUUUCAAAAAGUCGCCAAAGGAAAGAAUUACUGUAGGAUACGUACAAGGGCGGCUAGAAACAUUGGAAAAUAACUACAAGGAAUUCAAAUCCAUCCAUCAAAAGUUGAUAACCGCCGUUUCAAAGGAAGAUAAAUGCAAAUUAUCCUAUUUUACGGAAGAUCUAUACGACACGUUUGAAGAACGUUAUUAUAUAUAUAAGGGUGAAUUAAAGACAGUUUUGCUGAAGUUUAAUGCCGAAACAAGAGACAGCCAAAUUACAGAAAAUAGUUCAGGCAAUCAAGCGUCAAGCAGUGAUAUAAAAUUACCCCGUAUUACUAUUCCGACUUUCAGCGGUGAGUACACGGAGUGGCAAUCCUUCCACGAUUUGUUUAACACCUUAAUUCAUAAAAAUAACUCGCUAGAUGAUGUGCAACGCAUGCACUACCUCAAAGUUAACCUGAAAGGUGACGCGGAAUACCUAUUAAGACAAUUUUCAAUUACCGCCGAAAAUUACAAACAAGCAUGGACUAUUUUGAAGAAAAGGUACGAUAAUAAAAGGUACAUCGCAAAUUGCCAUUUUAAAAGGUUUUUUGGCCAGAAGACAAUUGUCAAAGAAUCAGCCACCGCUUUGAAACAACUGCUCGACACGUCUGUCGAAUGUCUGAACUCUCUCAAAAAUCUCGGUUUACCCAUAUCUCAAUGGGAUGCCAUUGUAAUUUACAUCAUUGUUUCAAAAUUGGAUACUGAUAGCCAUAAAUAUUGGGAAGAGUUAAUAAAUGGAGAAGAUUCAUCAGUAUUUCCAACUUUCGAAAGAUUGAAGUCUUUCCUAGAAACUCGGUUCAGAACUUUAGAAAUGGUAGAACCAGAUAAUAAGAGUUGGAAACCAGCCGCCUCAAGGACGUUCCAUGUCACAGCCAAUGAUGCUUGUUUAGAGAUACAAUGUGCAUUUUGUAAAGAAGAUCACUACAUUUUCAACUGUAAACAAUUCGCGAAGCAACCAUUAGAUGACAGAUACAACUUUGUUCGAGAAAACAAUCUCUGCUUUAACUGCCUCAUACCCAAUCAUGCAGUGUGGCGAUGUAGACAGAAGUCAUCGUGCCAAGUGUGCAAGAGACGUCACCAUUCAUUACUGCAUCGAGAUUCAAAACCGGCUGAAGAAAUGCAAGAAAACAAUAAAGUUGACAUGACCUUAGAUGACUCAAAGGUAGUUGCGCACGUUAGACCAAAUGAAGAAGCAACUGAGAAAAACAUUAUGUUAGCUACAGCGUUAGUAGAUGUAGCAUCGAAGUGUGGACCGUCGCAAGUGUGUCGAGCGUUCAUUGACCCGGGAUCUGAAAUAUCCUUCGUCACAGCUCGAGUUGUCGAGAUGUUAAACUUGAAGAAAACGACAAUUAGCGGAGUAGUCUCAGGAAUUGAAGAAGGUAACGUGUGCAUAAAAAAUAAGGUGGAACUACAAAUCUCGUCGAGGUAUGAGCCCGAUUUCGUCGUCAAGGUAAAUGCAUAUGUACUAAAAUCUAUUACUCGUAGCUUACCAGCUAGGGAAGUAAAUUGUAAACCGUGGCCUCAACUUGAUGAUGCAAAGUUAAAGUUAGCUGACCCCACCUUUAAUAUUCCGGGUAGAGUUGAUAUUCUUCUCGGUGCAGAGGUCUAUGGCAAAAUUCUUGAAUCUGGGCUAAUGAAGGGACCGGGCUAUUUAGUAGCACAAUAUACACGCUUAGGUUGGAUUGUGACAGGGGACACUAAUACAACUUCUUCCAGACCUAACAAACACGCGAGCUUUCAUGUUCUCCGCCAAGUAGAGGAAGACAACAAUCUUUUGAAGAAAUUUUGGGAGGUUGAAACAGAAGGUUAUACAAACAUGAAGGGAUGGUCAAAGGAAGAAGAAUUAUGCGAAGAUAUUUACAAAACAACUACAAAAAGAGAUGACACUGGAAGAUAUAUAGUACACCUACCGUUGAAAGAAAGCGUGGAGGAUACUGUGAAGUCAUGCGGAGAGACCAAACAGCAAGCAACCUUGAGAUUCAAACAGCUGGAAAGGAAGUUUGAGAAAAAUGAUCAUUUGAAGAAGGAAUACGCAAAAGUCAUACAUGAGUACCUGGAAUUAGGUCACAUGAAGAGAACUGAAGUGGAAGACGAUGAUGCAGCAGUGUACCUUCCACAUCAUGCUGUUAUCAAGGAGACUAGAGACACUACGAAGGUUCGUGUUGUUUUUGACGCUUCAGCAAAAGGUUCUCAUGGCGUCUCAUUAAACAACGCUAUGAUGAUAGGGCCCACACUGCAGCCGGGCUUACGAAGUCUAGUAAUUCGCUGGAGAGCUCAUAGAAUAUGUGUAAUUGGAGACAUUGUUAAGAUGUAUCGACAGGUGUGGAUGACGGACAAACACACAGACUUACAGCGGAUCGUUUGGAGAGAUACACCUUCCGAAAAAAUGGAGAGCUACAAAUUACUUACUGUUACAUUUGGAACUGCUGCUGCACCUUAUCUCGCUGUUCGGACACUCAAUCAAUUGGCCGAGGAUGAAGCACACACUUACCCAAGUGCGGCAUCGGUAGUAAAAAACAGUUUCUACAUGGACGAUUUGAUGACCGGACAUGAGGAUAAGUUUGAAAUUAAGAAACUUUGCCAAGAGAUUAACUGUCUGUUAAAGGCAGGCGGGUUUGAAAUGCAGAAAUGGUCAAGUAACUCUGAAGAGCUCCUCGAGUUUCUCCAACAAGGGAGAACAUGUGAAGAACCUGAAAACAAAAUUGAAAUUAAAUUAGACAGGGUUAUAAAGAUAUUGGGACUUACGUGGGACAGAAAGAAAGAUGUUUUCAAAAUUACAGUAAACUUACCACAAUCUAGAAUCCCGACAACGAAAAGACAGAUAAUAUCAGAAGUCGCAAGUCUCUUCGACCCAUUCGGAUGGUUAGCUCCUGUAAUAAUAACAGCUAAGGUGAUGAUUCAACGACUAUGGCUAUAUAAUCUGAGCUGGGAUGAUGAACUGCCACCUGAAGUUGUCGAGGAGUGGCGAAAUUACCGUGAAAAGUUAAACGAACUUCAAUCAAUACAGAUACCACGCUGGAUCAAAAUAACUUCUCGUAGCAAGAAUAUUCAACUUCAUGGUUUUGCGGAUGCAUCUUCUGUUGCAUAUGCAGGUGUAGUCUACCUUCGAGUGAUAGAUGAAAAUGAUACUGUACAUAUUAGUAUGCUUGCAGCAAAAACAAAGGUAGCACCUUUGAAACAAUUGACUAUACCGAGAUUAGAGUUAUGUGCUGCAGUAUUGACAGCGAAACUUCUAAGAGAAAUGUCAGAUUUGUUACAGGUUUCGAUGGACAAUAUAUAUGCUUGGACGGAUUCAAUGGUAGUGUUGUCUUGGCUACAGUCUCAACCAAGUCGAUGGCAGUUGUUUGUCGGUAAUAGAGUAUCAGACAUCAUCCAACUCAUCGACCACGACAAAUGGAGACAUGUUCCGUCAACAGACAACCCAGCGGAUCUCGCUUCAAGGGGUGUAAGUUCAAGAGACAUGGCCGACAGUGAUAUAUGGUGGACGGGACCUAAAUGGCUUAAAUGUGAAAAAAUAGAUUUUGAAAGAACCAAAAUACCAUACACUGACCUCGAGAUAAAGAAGAUAUUUCAUGUAAGAUUAGAUGAUAAUCCAGUUUGGGAAACAUUCUCAUCUAUGUCCAAAUUGAAGAGAGUCUUAGCAUGGUGUUUUAGAUUUCGAAAUCAUACUGGUAACUCAAAUAGAGAAAGGUAUUUAACAGCAGCGGAACUCAAUAACAUCGAAAACAGAUGCAUCCAAUAUUAUCAAUGCCUGGUUUAUGACCAAGAAAUAGAAGAUCUGAAAGAAAACGGUAAAAUAAAGAACAAGAGCUCCUUGAUUAGUCUUGGACCUUAUUUAGACGAAAAUAACUUAUUAAGAGUUGGAGGGCGGCUUAGUAAUGCACAAAUAUCAGAAGAUGAGAAGCACCCUAUCAUUAUUCCUUGCAAACAACACAUUACAAGAUUAUUAGUAAAUGAAGCUCACAUAAAAACAUUACAUGGUGACAUACAACAGAUGAUGACAUACGUUCGCAGCAAGUACUGGAUAAUAAGUUUGAAAUCAGCUGUCAGACAAGUAACAAGAAAUUGCAAAAUCUGUAUAAUAGACAAAGCAAGAACACAACAACAAUUAAUGGGCCAGCUUCCUGCUUCAAGGGUUACAUCUCAUCGCGCCUUCUUGAAUAGUGGUGUCGACUACGCUGGACCUAUACAGUUGAAGACUUCCAAAGGGAGAGGUUAUAAGACUACGAAAGGAUACAUCUGCCUAUUCGUUUGUAUGUCCACGAGAGCUAUUCAUUUAGAAGCGGUUACAGAUCUUACAGCACAAGGAUUUAUUGCAGCAUUUAGAAGGUUUGUUGCCAGGCGAGGUCAUUGUGCUCACCUUUGGAGCGAUAACGGUACAAAUUUUACAGGAGCGGCCAAAGAAUUAAAGGACAUAUUUUCCAAAGGUAAAAUAAACAUAGCGAGUGAAAUAGCAGAGCUACUAGCUAACGAUGGAACUACCUGGCACUUCAUUCCACCAAGAGCACCAAAUUUUGGUGGUUUGUGGGAGGCUGGUGUGCGAUCAAUGAAAAAACACCUCAAUAGAGUAAGUAGUAAUACAAAAAUGACAUAUGAAGAAAUAUCGACAUUAUUGGCUCAAAUUGAAGCGUGCUUAAAUUCUCGACCUUUGUGUAAAAUGGACGAAACAUUAGCAACGUUAAGUCCAUUAACACCUGGUCAUUUUCUAAUUGGCGAACCCUUAAUCAACGUUCCUGAGAUAAACUAUGAAGAAAGAAAUGUGAAUUUGCUUACUAGAUGGCAGUUCAUACAAAAUAGAAUGCAAGAUUUCUGGCGUAGGUGGAAAGUGGAGUAUCUUAACACUUUACAACAACGAUAUAAGUGGCACGACACUGUGAAGUCUCCCUGUAUUGGAGAUAUUGUUAUUGUCAAAGAAGAUGACAUGCCUCCAACCAAAUGGCUAUUGGGUAAAAUUAAGGAGCUACAUCCCGGGGCGGACAAUUUAGUCCGAGUUGUUACUCUUCAGUGUAAGGGUGAUAAUGUCAUUAAAAGACCAUUAUCCAAAUUAAUUUUAUUGCCAAGUAAAAUGACAUAG